AUGUCCUGUCGAGAAAUCCCACGAUGUGAAGUCUCAUUGCACUGUACUCCUGAUGACGCCUGGAUGAUUAUCCGUAAUGAUGUCAUUGACGUCACAAAUUUCCUCGAAGAGCAUCCAGGAGGGGUGGAAAUCCUUCUUGAAUAUACCGGUUGUGAUGCUACGGACGUCUUCGAAAGUGUCGGGCAUUCGAUUGCUGCUCGUAUGCUGGUCGAAAAGUACAAGAUCGGCGUCUUACCUGAACACGAGCAAACCCACACCACUCAGUACAUUUCUGAGGCUAAAGUUAGUAUUAGUGACCAGCUUAUCUUUUAA
Molecule: messenger RNA, 312 nt
Organism: Haemonchus placei
Lineage: Eukaryota; Metazoa; Nematoda; Chromadorea; Rhabditida; Trichostrongylidae
Source: the annotation of a GenBank genome assembly